GUUUAGUUUUGAGGGUCACCAUGCCAUGGCAUGGUCCGGCGGCACGGGGCCCCCGGACCAUACCGUGGCACGGUCCGGCGUCGUGGAGUCGCUGAAACACACCAGGGCAUGGUCCGGCGUCGUGGAGUCCCCAGACCAUACCAUGGCAUCGUCCAGCGUCCCCGAGCCGCCAAACCAUGCCACGGUAUGGUCCGACGUCCCCGAGCCGUCGGACCAUACCAUGGCAUGGUCCGGCGUCCCCGAGCCGCCGGACCAUGCCAUGGCAUGGCCCAGCGUCCCCGAGCCGCCGGACGAUACCACGGCAUGGUCCAGCGUCCCCGAGCCGCCGGACCAUACCACGGCACGGUCCGGCGUCCCCAAGCCGCCGGACCAUACCGUGACAUGGCCCGGAGUCCCCGGACCCUCAGGAAGGCACCGCGGCAUGCCCGUGCGCAGAAUGCGUCGGCGAAGACAUGGUGCGGUCCACCGUCCCGAAACGCCGUGCAGGAGCUAUGGUUCUUGCUGGCUCCUUCGGGACGCCGGGCCAGAGAAUCAAAAUGUUGCUCACGCAGGCAAAGAAUCAGUGCACGACCCUGAUGGGAUGGGCAUAGAGGAUGAUCCCCUCUUUCAAAUCCCGGACGACGCCCCCAAACAGCUUGCACCGUGUGAUAAUAUAUCAUAUGACAUGAAGGAGAUAAAAGGAGGAACUCACUUUCUAGAAACGAAGUACACAAAGUCAUAUGAAUACGAGUGGGGGCAUCACAUCGUAUGGCAUCCAGGUCUUUUCGAGCCUUGUGUGAUUAAUAGAAGAUGGCACAUGGCUAUCCGAAUGGGUGGGAGAUGGGUGUUCAGGGAAAGAGUCUUGAGGAGCAGGUUUUAUGAAAUCGCGAAGGACAACUUGUAUACCCGCGUGAGGCAGGCAAACAAAGAUGCGUUGGACGACAAAAUAUCAGAGAAAGUGAACUCGUUGUUCGAAUUCCUUUGUGAAAAUCACCUUCUCGAGUAUUGCGCUGCGUUCUACGACAAGAAAUCGAGUCCGUCGUAUGGAGCUGUCAUAUGGUCUUUGGACUACCGCGCAACGGACUGCAUGUACGACAGCGAUAUACUUGUGGGGUGCAGUCAAAGCCUUGAGGGACACAAGGGUGCAAGGAAAACGAACGAGUCAGCAGCAGCAGGAGGUGGUGGCAAGAGUGUGGCAGACAAGGAAGGGCAAUUCAGGAUGCAAAACACAAGGGGAGAUGAGGUCGUUGACCGACCAUCGAGCACACCGCAACCAACAUUUAGACCGUCAGAAGGCAUCAGUGCAGUAGGAGCCAGAAGUGAGACAACACCAAGAGAAGGAGGGGAAGAUGUUGCGCACGUGCAUGGCGAUCACGCGAAGGACGAAAAGAUUGAAGAGGACCAGCAACAAAAAGCAUCGCACGAAGAAGGGCAAAAAAUUGAGGCACAUCAGAGAGUGAAGGGGGUGGCAGGGUAUGUCGAUUGGCAUUCCAAACAAUCGCAUGGAAUACACCAUACGACUGUCAUCACUACACAGACGCAAGGCACCGACGAAGCCACCAGGGAGCAAAGUGCAAAUGAGAAAGAAGGGGGGGAAGGACAAGUGUUUAUGGAAUGCACUGGCCUAGGAACGCAAAUAGUUACGGAGUCAACAAUGGGAGAAAGGGGAGGUGAUGUGGAGGGUGUCAGUGCGGCAGAGCAUGAAAAGCUUCCAAGAACGACAAACAGGGAGGGGGGGGAGGAAAAGGAGAAUGAAGAGGAGGCGGACAAGAGUCAGAGUGUGAUUAACUUGGUGGACCACUCAGGUGAGAACGAAGAAACAGCUGACAAGGAAGAAGCGAAAGAGUCAAGAGAGGAGUCUCAAGAGAGAGAGCGUGAUUUGAGCGAAGCGAGUGAGGGAAUAUGCGGUAGAAAAAGAAAAGCAGGCAUGAAAAAAGAGGAAUGCACAAUGCGACGUUAAAAAAGAGCGAGGGAGAAAAAAGUAAAGUAGGACGUAUAGU
Chara braunii is the source of this 1979-nucleotide messenger RNA. Lineage: Eukaryota; Viridiplantae; Streptophyta; Charophyceae; Charales; Characeae. The record is from the annotation of a GenBank genome assembly.